Didymodactylos carnosus is the source of this 3888-nucleotide messenger RNA. NCBI's taxonomy places the organism in Eukaryota, Metazoa, Rotifera, Eurotatoria, Philodinida, Philodinidae. The record is from the annotation of a GenBank genome assembly.
AUGAAAAAUUCUACUCAUCAACAAAAUGAAUAUACAGAUCGUUUAGGAAAUAAAUUUCAAUCAUUAACUAUAGAAACCGAUAAUUUGAUAAUUGAAGAACAUUUAUUACCAUAUGAUUUGAAAGAAACGAGUUCAUAUGAUUUAAAUGACAAUCAAUUGACAAUUGAAACUCGAAAUAAAGAUAAAUUGAAAGUAAAAUAUGAUGAAAAUUUACAAAGAAUAUUUUAUAGUCAUGCUACAGGUGACAAAAAACGUGAAUGUUUUUAUACGUAUGAUAGUCAAAAUAUAAUGGAUUCAGCAUUUAGUACUGAUUCAUAUGAUUCUGUAUUCAAUUUUUAUGACUCGUUGGGAAGAUUAGUCAAAACUAAAAAAAAAACUAAUUUGGAAAUUGAAUAUAUUUAUAAUAGUAAAUCGAAUAUUAUUGAAAUUAAUUCAAAUGAUAAUAAUAAUAUGAAAUAUGUACGUGACAAAAAUGAAAAUAUAAAAGAAAUACGAUAUAAUAAUGACAUUAUUGCCAUAGUUAAUCAUUCUAUUAGUGGCUAUCAAAUUUAUUUGACAAAAGUAUUUAGAAAUUAUAAAUAUAUAUAUUCUGAAGAGUCAGGACUUUUAUCAAAAUAUAUAAUUGAAGAUCUAAGAGUUCCAAAUAAUUCUAUAACUUAUGAAUAUGAAUACAAUCAUAAAUCUCUUAUGACACAAAUGAGACAAAUAACAAGAAAAGAUAACGAUAUUGUUACCAAAUAUUCUUAUGAUAGUCUCAGUCGAUUAGUAAGUUUGACAAAUAAUAAAACAAAAACAGUUAUUACUAUUGAAUAUGAUUUAAAUGGAAAUAGACGACGAUUUUUUAAAAUGGAUGAAAUGAAAAAAGAAUCAUUUGAAUAUUCAGUAAAUGAAUUAAAUCAAUAUUUAACUAAUGGUGAAAGUUCCUAUACAUAUGACAAUAAUGGAAAUGUAGUUAAAGAAUAUAAUAAAAAUAGGAAUAGUGAAAUAUUCUACAAUUAUUAUGAAGAUGGUAAAUUAUUACAAUUUAUUGAUAAAGAUGAUAAUUGUACUCUAAAAUAUGAUUGUCUAGAACGAUUAAGUCAAAUUAAUUGUACAAAUGCUGGACUAUUUAUAUUUAACUAUCAUUCAAAUUCAAUGUUACAAAAACCAUUAUCAGUCAUACUGCCAAAUAAAACUUUAAUCUAUUUUAUUCAAUUUCCUCUUAUUGGAAUAAUAGGAUUUAUAAUUGAGUCAAAGAUAAAUUUUAUUGAAUUAAAUGGAAAUUUAAUGGCAUCACAAAUCUUAAAUUCAAAUGGUACAAUCGAACCACCUAUUUCAAUAACAAAUCCGGAUCCAUUUACAUCAAUUUUAUCAAAUUUAACUAUUAAUUUGAAUACAUUUUGGCCAAAUUUAAACUAUGGUACUACGCUUAGUACGGAUAAUAAACCCUUUUCAGAUAAAAAUGAGAUAGUGCUUGGACAGCCAGUGUAUAAUCUAGAUGGUAUAUUUACUUCACCAUAUUUUCCUCGGGAUCCUAUUAACAAAAAUCAGCCUUCACAAUUUAAUAUAAAAUCUUCACAAUUGAUAAUACCCAUACCUACCAUUCCUGGUUAUUUAACACCACCCGAUAUGAAUUCAGCACAAAAGCAAAUUAAUAGAGCUGUUAAUCGAUUUAAUAAACCAUCUACUUUGUCUAGUAUAUGUGACAAAUACAACUCAUUUGCGAACAAAAAGAAACGAAACGUUAAACAGUCAAGAGUCUUAUUAGAACAAAUCAGAAGUAGAAAUAACUUAAUGAAAAUGAAUUUUACAAAACCAAGAAUAAUUGAUGAUUUGUGCAAAGGUGCUGCAGCAUUUGUUAAAGAAUAUUAUUUCAAUGAUGGGACACUUGCUUCGGCAAGUAAUGAAUUUCUGUCGCAGAUGUCAGAUUCAUAUUCCAAUCUUAACUCUUAUGUCGACUCUUCAUGUAAUAAUGUUCCGGCCAGUGAACGUCUUAGUUCAUAUCUUGCGGGAAAGGCUGCGGGAAAGAUAACAGACAAAGCACAAAAAGCAUUAGGCAAAUGGGUGUCACCAAUUGUAGCUAAACAUCCACUUGUGGCAUGUGGAAAAGGAAUUGCAGAACAUUUUUUUGAAGAUGCCAUUAAUAAAGCUUUAAAUUGGUUUUUAUCACAAGAUCCAAAUGAUAUAAGUGGUCCAAAUGGUUAUGGUUUUCAAAAUUAUAUCUCAUUAAAUCAAAAAUUUAAAUUUAUUAUACAAUUUGAGAACAUGGAAAAUACAACUGCACCUGCUCAAAUCGUAAAAAUCACUUCAAUUUUAAACAAAAAUUAUAAUCAACAAACUCUUAUGUUUACCCGAUAUGGAUUUAAUGAUUUAGAAAAACAAAUAAUCGAUUUAAAAAAGCCUUACAUGAAUGACUUACAAGUAUUAAACGAUUAUGAUGUUCGUGUUUUUGCUACAUUUAAUCCUAUUUCAAGAGAAAUUUUGUGGACUUUUAAAACGAUUGAUAAAAAUACGGGCGAUACUCCAGAAGAUGCAAGUAUAGGUUUUUUACCACCCACUGAUGGAAAAAUGUUGGGUAAAGGUUUUAUAGAAUUUGAAGUUUUAAUCAAUCCAGAAACAAUUCAUCUCACUGAAAUAGAAGCAAAUGCAACAAUUAUCUUCGAUAAUAAUGAGCCAAUUGAUACAAAUUCUUUAACUUACACUUUAGAUUCAGUUGUACCUGAUAUUACCUUAUUACACAUUAAGAAUGAUACUAUUCAGUAUCUCUUCAUCAACGCUUCUGAUAACGGAUCUGGUAUAAAAAAGAUUGAUUUGUACGAUGGUAUUGAUAAUUUAAUUUAUUCAACAAAUGAAUCAAUUGUAAUCAUUGAUAUACCUGAACGUUUUGAACCGUACAAUUUGUAUGUUUCAGUUGAAGAUAAUGUUUUAAAUUUUUUACCAUUAACAUUUUAUCAAAAUAUAACUGUAAGAACUAUGGAAACGACAGAAUGUCCCAAUAAUUGCUCAGAAAAUGGUGAUUGCACUAAAUAUGGAGUUUGCGACUGUUUUUACAUGUACAAAGGAGACGAUUGUAGUAUGAACGUAACGUUGGAAGAUAUUUUAAACGAGCCACCAUCAUUAACAAUUGGUUAUUAUCCAAGUGAAAUUCGUAAUAAUUAUGAUUUGAUAUUAGAGACGAGUGAAUCGAAUGAAACAUACGUUCAGAUAAAAAAUUUACCAGAUAAAAUUCAAAUAGCGUACAACAAUGAAAUAAUCUUAGCAGACUCGAUAACUUAUUUAUCAAAAGUAAAUAAGUUUACAAUGAAAAUUCCAUUGAAUUAUUUCACUAAUUUUAAUCUUGAUCUAAAUAUUACAACAAAAAGAUUUAACAAUAUAACAUUGAAAGAAAAUUAUGUUUCGAUGAUGUUCUCUUAUCCAAUCUAUGUUGGAUCCUUCGAACCCGAAUAUAAAUUUGAUUUUACAGUUAAUUGUCACAAUUUUCAAUCAAACACAAAUAAAAUUUUAUUCAAUAGUACACAACUUUUUGAUCAAGAUGAAAUUUAUGUGAAAAAAAUUCAAAUACCAUCAUUUAUUGAGUUUGAUCUAAACAAAAUGUCAACUGGAAUCUAUUAUUUACAAAUGAAUUCAUCUGAAAUAUUUGAUGAAAUAGCAAUACACCUAGAAUUUAUAGUGAAUAAUGAAUCGAAAAACUCUGUUGAACAAAUUAUCACUUAUAAAAUAUGUAAAGAAACGGCACCGAAAAAUAAGCCAAAGUCAUUGAGUGCUGGUAUUAUUAGUGCAAUUGUUAUAUCAGGAGUUGCAUUCCUUCUAAUAUUAGUUUUAAUCUUUACAAAAACCGGUUUACCGUUUAUUCAACCAAUUGCAGUUCUAGUAGACUAUCCACAAGCUGAUCACGAAUAUCAGGAAUAA